This is a messenger RNA of Exaiptasia diaphana, 703 nucleotides long. RefSeq names its product dipeptidase 1-like. The coding region runs from base 101 to 688 and encodes 195 amino acids. The record is from RefSeq and is a predicted model, not a curated record. NCBI's taxonomy places the organism in Eukaryota, Metazoa, Cnidaria, Anthozoa, Actiniaria, Aiptasiidae. Gene Ontology annotation, biological process: proteolysis. Gene Ontology annotation, molecular function: metallodipeptidase activity. The transcript has 3 exons.
GCUAGCUAUUGUAGUCCUUGACCGUACAGUGCCGUGCUGUCUUCUUGUCUUUCACAGUAUCAUACACUAGUCAAACUGAAAAAGUAUUGCAUAUGCAGCCAUGAAUCUUAAGUUUCUAAUCAUUGGUGUUGUGAGUGCCAUCAUACUGGCUGUAGCUAUAGUCCUAGCUGUUGUGUUGAGUAGGAAGGACAAGGAUGACAAGCCGAAACCAAAACUGACAAUUCAAGAACGAGUCAUGGCUGCUUUAGAAGACGUGCCACUGAUCGAUGGGCACAAUGAUCUUCCCUGGCAGCUACGAUCAUACUAUUCAAACCGACUGGCCAACAUCACUCUCGACAAAGGAAYCCCAUUUCUACACACUGACAUCCCAAGACUGCGGAAAGGCAUGGUAGCGGGUCAGUUUUGGGCAGCCUUCAUCUCCUGCGUAAAUCAAUACAAAAACGCUGUGCGACUGUUCCUUGAACAAAUGGACGUCAUCCAUCGAUUUACCGAAAAGUAUCCCGACACCUUCGUGUUUGUUACCACCGCGCAAGGUAUUCUGGAUGCUCACAAGAAUAAGAAGAUUGCGUCAUUAAUUGGAGUCGAGGGGGGUCAUGCUAUUGACAGCAGUCUAGAUACUUUACGCAUGCUCUAUGACUUGGGUGCUCGUUACAUGACUCUUACGCACGGAUGUCACACACCAUGGUAAGUCACGCGUCAUGCA